Messenger RNA from Ixodes scapularis (black-legged tick), 1298 nucleotides. RefSeq lists its product as uncharacterized. Gene Ontology annotation, molecular function: lipid binding. Lineage: Eukaryota; Metazoa; Arthropoda; Arachnida; Ixodida; Ixodidae. The coding region runs from base 1 to 1224 and encodes 407 amino acids. The transcript is spliced from 2 exons. The record is from RefSeq and is a predicted model, not a curated record.
AUGGUAGAUGCACACGGCAGAUUCUGCUUCUUGUUCUCCCUAUUCGUCGUCUUGGCCAAGAGCGAUGGCCUGGUGACUCUUGGACGCUUCGUUCAAGACCCGUUACCGGUGGAACCUUUCAACGUCACCACGACGUCUCCACGUCUAAACGUCUGCUUUUGGAACCUGCAGCUCCACGGACUGGCAAGAACACUGCUCUGGACAGCCGAGGCUAAUCUGAUCGAACUGCUAGUCAAAGUUGCUACAGUGACAGAUAUGGUCUCCCUUCAGGGAGAGUACAAGCUCGACGGUGGUUCGGCGCUUUUAUCGUUUAUAUCGGUGGGGGGUGAGGGACAGUUCUGGAUGAACGCGACAAACGUUUCGACUGUUGCAACGGCAACGUUUGAAGAAGGGCCGAAUGGCAGACCUAGGGUUCGUGACGUGGACGUGAGGUUGGAACUUAGGAACAUCAAGUUUCACAUGGAGAAUCUGAUGGGUGGAGGCAGCCUGGCCAGGGUCGGCAAUAGCAUGCUGAACAAGAUCAACGGGACUAUAUUCAAACUGGCGGAAGAGUCCCUGCACACCACAGUCCAAGAGAACAUCCGCCAGCGGAUCAAUUCCGAACUCUCCAGAAUCUCCGUGGAGCGAUCGGAGAGCCUCGUCGACGGCCUCAUCGCGCUGGUCGGCGAACAGAUCAGGACCACGGGUGCCGACCCGUUCAAGAUAGCGGACCAACACCACUCUUUCAAGCAGGACUUACUGUUUUUCACUGUCCACUCCGAAGCGCACCUAACGAGAGGCCGACUGCACGGCCUCUCAACAGUGCAACGCUCCGGAAACCUGAUGGCCUACUACAAGGACCGUACAGUCACCAUACACGCCGACUUAGAGUUCAGACAACUGUCCGGAACUUUCCGGUGGAGGGCGCGGGUCCAAGGCAGCAGAUUCUCGGGAAGGGUGUCGUUGACCGUUAGUGGUGUUGCGCUCCAUCUGCGGCUGACGCUACCCGUCGGGGACAACGUGACGGUGGCGGGGCCGCUUCAUCUGGAAGAGUUGAAGUUGACGGACGUCGGUCAGGUCCGGUUGCAUUUUCAUGGUGCGGACAGCCUAGACUUUCUGUUGGAGGCGCUCACGAAUCUGAUCAUCGAUGAGAUAAAGCAGGACCUUGCACAUGUGGUGCUGGAGCUCCUUGAGGACUCGAUUCGGCGUAAGAUCGCCACUUUGCAGUUGUCUGAAUUCGUGUAGAGCAUCCCAUAUGAAUCAUGUUUACAAUAGCCAAGUAUCUGUAGAGUUUUCUUUUCAUGUCCGUGCGCAGCGUU